CUGUAGGCUGAGAAACAUACUCAAGACAAAGGACACGGGCUUUCUGUAUAUGGAAAGACUUAGGCCACCAUUAAAUAACGUGUUUCUGUUGUUGUCGUUGUUGUUGUCGUUGUUUUUUUAAGAAACCUUGGAUUGCGUGGAGGAUUAGUUUGCGAAACCUUAUUGGGGUUGUUCGAACUCGCUAAUAAACUGCAGUUCAAAUUGACAAGAAACUCAGAGGAAUAAAUGCAGUAAAUUGUAUUUCUCUCAUGCUGCACUGUGUUACGUUUCUCAUAACCAGGAGAGAGUUUCUCCGCAAACAAAACGUGUUUAUUUCUUUGCUUUUUUCUUUUUAUCUAUUUCAGGUAGCAGACCAACAGGCAGCAGUGUUUGGACAGUGUUGUUUUGAUGUCGGGGAUGUUAACUGUACCAUGGGCACCGGCUCAUUUAUUGAUAUCAAUACUGGCUCAUAUCCGCAUGCUUCUGUAGCAGGGCUGUAUCCAAUUGUUGGAUGGAAGAUAGGAGGAGAGACUGUCUACCUGGCAGAAGGUAACGCGGCAGGCUGCGGAACAGCUAUGGAAUGGGCGCACAAAAUGGGUUAUUUUGAUGAUGUGUCACAGACAAGCGACAUAGCGUUUUCUGUAGAAAACUCCGACGGGGUUUAUUUUGUUCCUGCUUUCAAUGGAUUACAGGCUCCUAUUAAUGACAACAAAGCUUGUGUUUCGCUGAUGGGCAUAAAAUCCACCACAAACAAGGCCCAUAUCACGAGGGCUAUUCUGGAAUCCAUAGCCUUUAGGUUUACGCAGCUGUAUGAAACCGUGGUAGAAGAAACUCAUAUCCCACUCAUGUCUUCAAUCAAGUAAGUCUUAAAAUGUAACAUCCACAAAUCGAGUGUUUUUACCCUUUAAAAUACAUUGAAAAGACAACACUUACAUCUUAAAACAAAAGAGAGAGGUGAGCAAGAAGUUGUUGAUCUCGUUAGUGUCCUCGAGCGCUACUUUUGUGAGAUACAGUUCAAGUUUUCUGGCAUCGAUUGGUAAACAAUGUGUUUUUCAAGUUGACUUCGCUCUGUUGCGAGUGUUUACCAGUCGCAAGGAAUGAUCAUAACCAUGACUUCAGUUGUAUUCUAAUUGCAACGUACCCUGCCAGACCAUACGGACUUGAUUAUUUAUUGCAUUCACUUAAUUAUUCGUUGUAUCACGUGGCAAGUUAUACUGC
Messenger RNA from Orbicella faveolata, 1197 nucleotides. RefSeq names its product glycerol kinase 5-like. Gene Ontology annotation, molecular function: kinase activity. Gene Ontology annotation, cellular component: mitochondrion. NCBI's taxonomy places the organism in Eukaryota, Metazoa, Cnidaria, Anthozoa, Scleractinia, Merulinidae. Gene Ontology annotation, biological process: glycerol-3-phosphate biosynthetic process; glycerol metabolic process; triglyceride metabolic process. The record is from RefSeq and is a predicted model, not a curated record.